Messenger RNA from Hibiscus syriacus, 762 nucleotides. RefSeq lists its product as uncharacterized. NCBI's taxonomy places the organism in Eukaryota, Viridiplantae, Streptophyta, Magnoliopsida, Malvales, Malvaceae. The transcript is spliced from 2 exons. The coding region runs from base 107 to 583 and encodes 158 amino acids. The record is from RefSeq and is a predicted model, not a curated record.
UUAUUAUAUAAGUUGUAAUAUUGAAGCUUUGUUUGGUGUCGAUAAUGGAGGCAUUGUCGUUGAAUCUGAUUUUGGAGCCCAAAAUUUAGGCCUUCUUUCUUUGCGGAUGGAUCCGGAAAAAGAAAAUCGAAGACUUGGUGAUUUAUCAAAUGAAGACAAUUUCCAAAACUUAACGCCAAUAAAAGCAGCGCUACUCAACAACUUAGAAACCGCCCUCGUCAACUCGGUCACACAAGACGACAGGAAUCUCUUCUUGACUCACUCGCGUCAACUCGUCUACGACUUGGAUGACGAUCCUUCGAACCGAAGAGGCUUGGCAUUGAAGCUUCUCCUUCUCUGCUGUUACUUCGACGCUAUCGAAUGCACCACGUCGCUGCUCAACGGAGAAGUCGGAACCGACUUUAUCCCUCUGGUAAAUGGGGUUGACACGGAGACGAAAACGACGGCUUUGCAGGCUGCGGCGGAGGCUCACUCGGCGCGUUGUUUGAAGUUGCUGCUAAAGAAACGCGCCCGUACAGAGACGAGGAGUAAAGAUGGACGAAGUCUGCUUGCUCUGGAAAUGGCAUUGUCUAGUAGCAGGUAAAAAAAUUGAAAAUAAAGGAAAAUAAAAUGUUUUUUCCUGUUUCUAAAGAGGCAAAAUCUGUGUGGUAUUUUGAGGAAGACUGCUAAGUAAUGGCCCUUUUUGGAAAUGUUGCUUUUUCUAUUCUGGGUUCAUCGUAUUUUCUUAUCUAUUAUUAUUUUCUUUUUGGUAAUUAACAAAAA